GACAGAUAGAACGCUUCACCAAAGAACUAAAACCCGCCCACACUACAGGAAUGUCGUCUGUAUGGGAUGAUUUAGAUCUUCUCCUGGAGUCCCCCUCCUCUUUAACUGUAAAUUCAACAGCACGUGGCACAGUUAGAAAAACAGGAUUUAAUCCAGGCGAGGAUGCUGCUGAGUUAAGGACCAUUGAAGGCAUUGGCACAACUGAAAAGACUCUUAUUGACAUUCUGUGUCAAAGAAGCAAUGCCCAACGUCAGCUGAUCUGUAAAGCAUAUCAGGACAACACUGGCAGGUCUCUUUGUGAUGACUUGGAAGGUGACACACAUGGAGAUUUUGAAGAUAUUCUGGUGGCCCUGAUCACUCCUCCUGCCAAGUUUGACUGCCUGGAGUUCAAAACGGGCUAUAAAGUUUGAUUACAGGGUGCAGGUACAAAUGAGAGCUUGUUGAUAGAACUUGCUGGCUUCCCCGCUCCCAACUAUCAAAUCAAGGCCAUGCGUGACGCAUAUUUGGCUGAAACUGGAAGAAAUCUAAUUGAAGAUCUGAAAUCUGAGGUGUCCGGGGACUUUGAAAAGACCUUGUUGAACCUGGCUGAGGGCAAGAGGGAUGAAAGUACUAAUGUGGACAUGGCAAAAGCUAAAGCGGAUGCCAAGAUCUUGUAUGAGGCAGGAGAGAAAAAGUGGGGAACCGAUGAGAGCAAGUUCAUCGACAUCCUCUGCAACAGGAGCGUUGCUCAGCUGAGACAAACUCUGGUGGAGUAUAAGAGUCUGAGCGGAAGAACCCUUCAGGAAAGCAUUGAACGAGAGAUGUCUGGAUGUCUGGAGGAUAUUCUGGUGGCUAUAGUGAAAUGUGUGAAGAGCGUCCCAGCAUACCUUGCAGAGCGUCUGCAUAAAAGCAUGAAGGGCACUGGAACCACUGAAUCAACCUUAACCAGAAUCAUAGUGAGUCGAUCAGAGCACGACCUGCAGGACAUCAAAGCAGAAUACAAGAAGCUGUUUGGCUGCUCUUUGUACUCCGCCAUUGAGUCUGAAACAUCUGGAGAUUUCCGUAAAACCCUGCUGAAGAUCUGUGGUGAAGAUGGCAAAUGAAACUCAAGACAUCACUGCUGAAGUGCUUUAAUGUGAACAAAUGUCCGAAUGUAACUUUUACUAAAUGCUAUAAACCAAUCAUAAGAGCUUUAUGAACUAUAUUUCUUCAACUAACUUGAUUAAUAGAAAGCAAGUUUUCUUGGCUUUAGAAUAUUUUUAAUAUAAAGCAAUUUACAUUUUAGUAUCGAACAAAUCCAAAUGCAGAUUCUGACUGAAGAAUAAAUCAUUUCUCUGUUGUUUUAUUAAAUGUUAUAAACCAAUCAUAAGAGCUUUAUGACGUAUAUUUCUUCAACUAACUUGAUUAAUAGACAACAAGUUUUCUUGGUUUUAGCAUUUAUUUAAAAAUAUAAUGCAGAUUGCGUUUUAGUAUUGAACAAAUCAAAGUGUAGAUUCUCACUGAAUGACUGAAGAUUAAAACAUUUCUCUGUUUUGUUUUUGCCAACUUUGUGUUGCUUUGUUCCUCCACCAGCAGAUGGCAGUGAAGCAUUUUUAUAUACUGUGGAAAAGAAUAAAGAGACCACUUGAAAAGUC
This is a messenger RNA of Danio aesculapii, 1613 nucleotides long. RefSeq names its product annexin A3b (gene anxa3b). NCBI's taxonomy places the organism in Eukaryota, Metazoa, Chordata, Actinopteri, Cypriniformes, Danionidae. Gene Ontology annotation, cellular component: cytoplasm. The record is from RefSeq and is a predicted model, not a curated record. Gene Ontology annotation, molecular function: calcium-dependent phospholipid binding; calcium ion binding.